AUCGCCAUGAGUUACAUUCUGGUCUUCAUUCUUAUUACCUGUGCCCUGAGGACCCACUCCCCCAUGGCCACUGCAGCACACAGGGCCUCCAUCUCAGUGGCCCCAGCAGGAGCAGUGGUGCCCCCCAGAAGCAGAGUCACCAUUCAUUGUCACUGCCAAGUGCGCUGCAGCCGGUUGUUCCUCUACAGAGAUGGGGUCGCCAUCCCAGUGCAGCACACUGAGGCACAGGGUUCCGGGGCCACCUUCAUCAUUGCCAGCACAGGACACAGGGGCACCAGCACAUACACAUGCAGGUACCUGAGCAUAAACCAGCAUCCCCGGUGGUCAGAGCCCAGCCAGCCCAUCCACCUGCAAGUGGGAGAAGCCAAACCAGACCUCAGGCCCACUGGGCCACACCAAGCCCAAGAACUCAUCCCACCGCUCAAUCCCACCAAAGAAACCAGCUCCAGCCCACAGACACAAGCUAGGUCAGGUCCCAGGCCCACUGGGCCACACCGAGGCCAAGAAUCCAUCCCACCACUGGUCCAAACACACAGCCCCAGUCCCCCCAAGGAACCCAGCUCCAGCUCACAAUCAUUCACCUCUGCUGCCCCCAAACUUGGACACCAGAAUUUCACCCAGGGGAACACCAUCCGCCUGUGUCUGGGUGCUGGGGUCAUGUUGCUCAUGUCAUUCAUUGUGGCUACAGCUUGUAACAAGGAGAGAUGACCAUGGUGGACAAGCGACCAGCUGGCUACAGGAGAAGGGGUUGCACACCAGAUUGACUUCUAUUUACCCCAGAUAUGCCCCACUGCGGGGAGCUAGUGGUGAAAUCCCAGUGCCCCACUCCUCUUCACUCCACUGAACAUAUUGACUAUGCUAAAUUGUUAAUUAGUGGGUUGAAGUGGGCUACUGAUUAUCAAGGGCUUCCUGAAUCUGUUUGUCAUCUCAUUUUUCCUUCACCCAUCAAUAAACCCUGUUAUAGUUCAAUAUUGCUUGUGAAUGCAGAAGUUUUGUUCACAUUGGAACACCCAGGCAGAAAGUAUUUCCCCGGGUUUUUGGGUAAAGGCUCAAGACAAGAAAAUCAAUUUGUGUAAAACCUCUAAAUUAAACUUAGCCCUUGUUACUGCCAUCUGGUGCCUGGCAGAAGGGUUUACAUGUGGACUGGAUAGCAUGAUAUCAGUCCCUUGAUGUGCCAGUAUGGAACACAAGGGUUACUGCCAGGCAACAUGGCCUAAUGGCAAACAAUUCUUGUCGAUAGACUUGGGAUCAUUUUUGGAUGAGAUGAUAGAACUGGUGGGUAAAAGGAAAUUGUGCUGAAUUCUUGUACUCAGGUUUCUGUAAGAGCUGAUACCAUACUCGGCUCUGAUAAAAAACUAGCACUGCACACAGCUACCAGAGCUCACUGGAAACAAAUUAAAACAUGAUGACAUGAUAGAUCACAGAAAGUCAUUACAGUUGGGAACUGUUUUUAGGAGGAGUGGGCAUUCCCUCAGGGGUUGUUCUUAGCAUAAGACCAAGCAAGAUUGUUACCAAAGAGCAGAAAAAAAUACAAACUCCUUUUCAUAGAUUCAUAGAUUGUUAGGGGCUGGAAGGGACCUUGCAGAUCAUCGGGUCCCGCCCCCCCGCUGUAGGCAGGAAG
Molecule: messenger RNA, 1621 nt
Organism: Alligator sinensis (Chinese alligator)
Lineage: Eukaryota; Metazoa; Chordata; Crocodylia; Alligatoridae
Product: platelet glycoprotein VI-like
Exons: 6
Coding region: 7-708 (233 amino acids)
Source: RefSeq, a predicted model, not a curated record